UACCUUCGGUCUGUCCCUCACCAAACCCAAUUUCUUGACUGCGCAAAAGCCACCGGAAUUCAACGGCGGAGAUGGCCCUAUCACGCCUUUCGUCUCGAUCCAACGGUCUUCUCCGAUCUGCGGCGGCGGCCGUCUUGCUCCGCCGGACGAUCUCCACGGACACGUCGCCGAUGACUAUCGAUAUCUCGUUACCCUUCACGGCGCAUCUCGUGGAGCCACCGUCACGCGCCGUCGAGACCUCCCCGAAGGAGCUCCUCUCGUUCUACCGCGACAUGGUCGUGAUGCGACGGAUGGAGAUCGCCGCCGAUUCGCUCUACAAGGCGAAGCUGAUCCGUGGGUUCUGCCAUUUGUACGAUGGGCAAGAAGCCGUCGCGAUCGGAAUGGAGGCGGCGAUUACCAAGCAGGACGCCAUUAUUACUUCGUAUCGAGACCACUGCACGUUCUUAGGCCGUGGCGGCUCGCUCGUAGAGGCGUUCUCCGAGCUUAUGGGAAGAAAGGCGGGUUGUUCCAACGGAAAAGGAGGAUCUAUGCAUUUCUACAAGAAGGACGCGGGCUUUUACGGUGGUCACGGAAUCGUCGGGGCUCAGAUUCCGCUUGGGUGUGGUCUGGCCUUCGCGCAGAAGUACUCCAAGGAUGAAGCUGUGACUUUUACUUUGUAUGGUGACGGUGCUGCGAAUCAGGGACAGUUGUUCGAGGCUUUGAAUAUCGCGGCGCUUUGGGACUUGCCUGCGAUUCUGGUCUGCGAGAAUAAUCAUUACGGGAUGGGAACGGCUGAAUGGAGGGCAGCUAAGUCUCCGGCCUAUUUCAAGCGUGGAGACUAUGUUCCUGGAUUGAAGGUGGAUGGUAUGGAUGUACUUGCUGUGAAACAGGCAUGCAAGUUUGCCAAGGAGCAUGCACUCAAGAAUGGACCAAUUGUUCUUGAGAUGGAUACCUACAGAUAUCACGGUCACUCUAUGUCUGACCCAGGGAGCACUUACCGAACACGUGAUGAGAUCUCUGGUGUGAGGCAGGAACGAGAUCCAAUUGAGCGAGUGAGAAAGCUGAUUGUUUCUCAUGACUUUGCUACUGAGAAAGAGCUAAAGGACAUUGAGAAAGAAGUGAGGAAAGAAGUGGAUGCUGCCAUAGCUGAGGCCAAGGAGAGCCCAGUGCCGGAUCAGUCUGAGCUCUUCACAAACAUCUACGUGAAAGGUUUAGGAACUGAGUCGUUCGGGGCAGACAGAAAGGAACUCCGAGCAUCACUUCCAUAACUUCAAAGUCUCCAUCUUUGUUUCAUCAUUAAGGAAGAAAACAUCAUUUUGAAUCUCCCUCUCUUCAAUAAAUUGGAAGGCGAAGACAAGACAAGACAAAGAGACCCAUCAGUUUGGCUCCCAGUUGUUUUGGUUUUCAGAUUCUUGUUUUAAAAUGUAGAGCCUUUUUGUCAUUUGCUGAUGCCUUUUCUCGUUUGCUCACGUUUCCGACCCUGUUUGAUUAUAUAUGUCCAUUUGACACCAUUUCCUUCACGAGGUUAACGUAAAGGUCGGUUCUUUAUAUUCAUUA
This is a messenger RNA of Tarenaya hassleriana, 1536 nucleotides long. Its product is annotated as pyruvate dehydrogenase E1 component subunit alpha-2, mitochondrial-like. The record is from RefSeq and is a predicted model, not a curated record. Gene Ontology annotation, cellular component: intracellular membrane-bounded organelle. Gene Ontology annotation, biological process: pyruvate decarboxylation to acetyl-CoA. Gene Ontology annotation, molecular function: pyruvate dehydrogenase (acetyl-transferring) activity. The transcript is spliced from 8 exons. Lineage: Eukaryota; Viridiplantae; Streptophyta; Magnoliopsida; Brassicales; Cleomaceae. Bases 72 to 1247 code for a protein of 391 amino acids.